Messenger RNA from Hymenoscyphus albidus, 3391 nucleotides. The record is from the annotation of a GenBank genome assembly. NCBI's taxonomy places the organism in Eukaryota, Fungi, Ascomycota, Leotiomycetes, Helotiales, Helotiaceae.
UGUUUUCAUAUUUUCCUGGCUCAACAGUAAUUUUCACUUCGCAUUUCAUCCACUUUUCACAACUCCUUUGUUUUUCCAAUCUUCCAAUCUUCCAACUUCAUUCUCUCUAACGAAACUCACAUUCAGCUACAAUGAAAUUCUCGACUGCAAGCAGUUCUGUUCCAUUUACAUUAUUUUCUUCGCUCUUCGCCAAUAUUGCUCUAGCCGAGCUACUCGGUUGCGAUGCCAUCGGUUGUCCAGUAGACCAGUUUCGCACCGCGCAAUGUAAAGUUGGGAAUGCGACUUUGAAAGCUGUUGGCAUCACGAACUUCACCACCACAAUUGAUCCAAAACCACUGACCUGGACCUUGGGUCUCGAAGAAAGCCAGCAAACGGGAAACGACUCACAAAAGAAGUUGACUCUUGACCGGAACUUCUAUCUUGGCACUCCACCAUCCUUUCAACUCAAAGAUGCCAUCGGAUGCGCUCUCUUCUUCGAAGGAAUAGCGCCAAAUCUCACAACUACGAACAAGGAAAACUUUACUUGUUCCGAUGCUCUCAACAACAACUGCGUCUCCGAUCUGAUAAUCCAAGCUGAAGCAUCUGGUGAGGUGGUGAACGACUCAGACUUCUGCAAUAAGUUGCGAGAUUCCUUGGUCGGUAAACCUCCUUCGACUUGUAAUGGGGUCAAGGGAUCAUGGGGGAAGAUAGUUGCUCAAUGUGAGUACCACAUUUCCAAAGUUCAUUUUCCCAGUACUAAUUCAUCCCAGCACUAAGCGGCAGCAACAGUCUUCAGAAGUUAGACCAAAGCCAAUGUCGAGCUACCACUGGUCAAGGAUACGAUAUUUCUCUCAUCGAAAGCCAACGGCAACAACCUGCUAGCCGCGACCUAGAAUUACUUUCGCCAAUUCUCAAUUCUAUCACGCCUGUAAUGACUGUUUUCAAGAAAGGCAAUGAUACGAAAGCCGAGUUGACCUGCCUCAGAUUGGUUGAGAGUAAAGCGAACCAAACCACAGAUGACAGUUCUCCGAAAAAGUCAUCGGCUGGUAUUAACAAGAUGUCUAUGACAGGUCUUGCUUUGGUGUUGUUGACUUUUGGUUUAAUGCUAUGAGUGGUGGGAUUUUCAUUUACGUGUAGUCAAAUUGCACGCUCCUUUCCACAUAGAUACUAGAUUUCUUUUCCAGAUAACAAUUUUAUUAUCCCCAGCUUUCGCCUGAACUGCAAGACUUCAUUUUGCCUCAAAGUGUGAUGAUAUUAAGAUUUGAUGAAAUAAAAUUAAAACUAUACCUUGUCUACUCAUUAUGACAAACAACUAUGUUGUGAUUUCCAUCACAGCACGAGCGAGUCGCCAAGUGCAUCACGGUGAGAAGGGGAAAACACAAGGUCUAACCGAGUGCAUCAGGAAUAGCAACCAAACGAAAAAGCAAUCAGAAUAUUCAAGAGGCGUAGUAAUCUGAUCCUUUCCAAAAACCUUUCGCUACGUAUAGAACUUAAAACAAAUCAUCUGACAGUGAGAUCGAAUCCUCCAAAGGCAAGUACAAUCCAGAAUUUCCCGUGCUUCGAUUUUCACGCCCUUCCAUGCGCGAUCAGAUGCUUGGCAUGGAUACUUCCAAAAACUUGGUUGAACAAACAUCUAGUAAGAUUAAAAACAGCACGGUAUCUUCGGCAGAAUGGGGCGAUGUAAAUCACUUUGUAAUGUACCUGGAAGUUGGGGGCGGCUUGCUUCCCACGUGCAUGUCCCGCCACCUUGGCACAUUACUGAAGAUGACCCACAUAUACGACGAAGGAACGAUUGCAGUUUCGCAGGAUUCAGACCAAGUUCCAGCGGCUAGGUUCAAAAUUGUUUCUCACCUAAUGCUUGUUGAUGAGGGAGGAAGUAGGAAUACACGCCGCAUUCAGAUCAUCAGAGGUAAAGUGAUUUGAAAUAUGUAUAAGUAGUACUGGCAGACAUGAGACGCAAGAGUCUCAUCAACUUAUCAGCCUAUACUUUUGCAUCUUCCUUUUCUUUUUCUAUAUCCAAUUUUCGCUCUUUAACUUCAAGCAUCUACUUUCCUUGCAAAGAUUCUUGUCAAUCCUUACAGCACUCAACUCAGUUUCGACAAUGCGUUUCAAUAGUGCGGGUUUUCUCCUCAGUUUAGCUGCUUUCAGCAGCGUGCCAGAGGCCUUUGGAAGAGCAGUUCCCAAGACAGGAAUUUCCCGUAAGAAUACUCUUGCCAAUUCCCGUAAAAUAAAAUAAACUCUAACUGAAGGUAAUAGUGUAUAACGAGAACUACGUUCGAGCUGCACCAGUUCGAAUCACUCCUCCUAAAGAGGUUCCUCCUGUCAAGCCCGGUAGUGGUAUUCCUUCACACACAGGAGACACCCCGGGUGGCGAAGGUACUCCAGUGCGUAUUGGUACAGGUGAUAAAACUCCUGGUACCACUCCCAACGAUAAACCUGUCCAUAUUGGAGACAGUAACGUCAACCCCGACGCCCCUAAUACCCCAGAGAUCUGUAGCAGAACCAAUGGAUGCCGGAAGGAGCUUCUGUCAACUGACAAGUUGGCGGAACGCGGGGAUGAGGGUAUCAGGCGUGCCAGUAAUCCAGCAAAAGCCAAAGAUUAUAGCACGCAAGAGAAAGACAGCUACAAUUUCGAAAAGUCCGAUUUUGAAGGUGUGGAGGACUCUAUCGAAACAAUCGAAUUCGACAAAAAGUACGGAUUUGAUGCCGAGGAUGCAAAAGGAUGGCAGACGAUGGAAGUCAGAUCAAAAGUCCACUCAUCAGAUCCUAUCGUCAAAAUGAGUGUUGGCAGGUCGACGAAGGACGGCAAAGAUUAUGUUGCUAUCGUUGCCCACAGUCGAUUUGCAGAAAACGAUGGUGCUCGCUUCAAGCAAGAUUCGCGUGGUGCUCCCGUUAAGGAAAAUGAUCUUCUGGUCCCUACUGAAGAUGCCGCGAGUAAAUCUGUUCCUGUAUAUCAGCUCGUCCAUGAUGCUGCCCAGGUAUGAGCUGGACUUCCCACAUUCUCUAUCAUUCUUUGGUAUUGUGUACUAAUAGAGAACUGGACAGCAAUCCGGAAAGCUUGACGGAAAAAAGCCUGACAAGUACCUACUCGUUUCUGAAAAUGUUAUCAAUGGUGAAGCCGACAGGGACAUCGACGCGGCACAUGCGGCUCUAAAAAAGGGGGGGCAACCGAACGUUAUGAAGAAAGACGCCACCGGUGAAGAAGGAAAAUGGUUCAAGAUCCUUGCUGGUAAUGAUAACAACUAUUCUUACCUCAACACCGUUGGUCGUAACCCAGAUACCUUCAAGGACUACGAAAUUAUCAGUAUUGAGACCAGAGACGGUUCAAAGCCGACAAUGGCCAUUGAACUUGCUAAGAAAGCAUAGACAAAGAGUAGCGAGGCGUUCAAGUGCUUGUGUAUUUUAACUGGGA